Crotalus tigris (Tiger rattlesnake) is the source of this 2202-nucleotide messenger RNA. RefSeq names its product homeobox A13 (gene HOXA13). Gene Ontology annotation, biological process: regulation of transcription by RNA polymerase II. The record is from RefSeq and is a predicted model, not a curated record. Bases 28 to 1008 code for a protein of 326 amino acids. Lineage: Eukaryota; Metazoa; Chordata; Lepidosauria; Squamata; Viperidae. Gene Ontology annotation, molecular function: DNA-binding transcription factor activity, RNA polymerase II-specific; RNA polymerase II cis-regulatory region sequence-specific DNA binding. The transcript has 2 exons.
GCCACUGGUCUCAAUGCGGAUCGGGCUAUGACAGCCUCCGUGCUCCUCCAUCCUCGCUGGAUCGAGCCGGUCAUGUUUCUCUACGACAACAGCCUGGAAGAGAUCAACAAGAACAUGGAAGCGGGGUUCCACGCGGCGGCCGCGGCCGCGGCUGCAGGCACCAACUUCGUGGCGGCCAACCAGUGCCGGAAUCUGAUGGCUCACCCAGCCUCGCUGGCCGGUCCGGGCAGCGCCGCCGCAUAUCCGUCGAGUGAAGCGCCCAGCGCCGCCGGAAUGGCCGAGACCGGGGCAGCUGUCAAGCAGUGCAGUCCUUGCUCGGCCGCCGUGCAGGGCUCAUCAGGCCCCGCCGCCCUGCCCUACAGCUACUUCAGCAGCGGCUAUUUCCCCUGCAGCGUCAACCACCACCACCACCACAACGCCUCGCUCAAGUCCUGCGCCCAGCCAGCCUCCUCCUCCUCCUCCUCCUUCGCCGACAAGUACAUGGAGACGUCGGUGGCGGCUUCCAGCGAAGAUUUCCCCUCGCGCGCCAAGGAGUUCGCCUUUUACCAGGGCUACGCCGCCGGACCUUACCAACCCAUGCCGGCGGGCUACCUGGAUAUGCCGGUGGUGCCCGCGCUCGGCGGCCGCGGCGAGCCCAGGCACGAUUCCAUGCUGCCCGUGGAAGGCUACCAGCCCUGGGCCAUCCCUAACGGCUGGAACGGGCAGGUCUAUUGCCCCAAGGAGCAGAGCCAACCGCCCCACCUGUGGAAAUCCGCUCUGCCGGAUGUGGUUUCACAUCCUUCCGAUGCCAGCUCCUACAGGCGUGGAAGGAAGAAACGAGUGCCUUAUACAAAAGUUCAGUUAAAAGAACUGGAGAGGGAAUAUGCUACAAAUAAAUUCAUUACCAAGGACAAGAGAAGAAGGAUAUCGGCUGCUACAAAUCUCUCAGAGAGGCAGGUCACAAUUUGGUUCCAAAAUAGAAGAGUGAAAGAAAAAAAAGUCAUCAACAAAUUGAAGACAAGUAGUUAAUGGAUUUAAUAGAAAUGUAGCUGCUUCCCGAGGCCUCAAAAUUCAAUUUUUCCCGCCUGGCCCAAUUUAAAAUACUAAUGAAAAAUACAAAAUAAUGAACUUUUUCUUUAUUAAAAAAAACCCUUUCUGUCUUUGGAUAGAUGGCUUUUGAACAAGUAUGGUUAUUAGACGCCUUUUAAGACGCUCUCCUGAAAAUCCAAAAGGCACCACUGCAGGGACUGAUUUAUAAAAUCCAGAUGGACCAGGGAUAUUGCAGUUCAAUUUUUAAAAGAUAACAUAUUGUUGAAAACAGUGUAAGUAUUAUUUGUGACUAUUUUAGAAUGCUUUUGGAUUAUAAUUGGGAAAAUUUGUUUUUAAAAAAUAUACACACACAAACAUACAAGUAUUCCAUUGGUUAUAUUAUGAUCCCAAGAAACACGUCAAAUAGUAAAUUUGGUGCAGUAAAGAAUGUACAGUUGCUGUUCAUUUAAGCAAUAUAUCUUUUUUUUUCUUUUAAAGGAAGGUACUGAGUAAAGAUUUUGGCAGACAGCAAUGAAACAAAUUUUAUGUAGGAUUAAUCUUGAGUUAAAAGCAAGAUAAACUGCUAGAAUUUUGGGGGGGAAGCUGUUAGCAUAUUUUUCAGUAGCUCAUUUCAGCAUGCAUAAAUUCAGUGAAGAAAUGGGAUUUUCUCUAGUUUUGUAAAGAAACUUUAUACAUUUCAAGGUCAAUGACUAAUUAUCAAGUGAUAAUUAAUUACAUUAAUUAAAUAUCAAAUACCAUACAUUAUUCUUUUAAAAUAUGUGACACAGAUAAAAACUGGCAGCACAGCCCUAUUAUUUCAAUGAAAAAGUUGUUUUUUAGAAGACAAUUAUCUCUAAGAAACCCAGAGUGAAAAUUAUGUCUUUCCCACAAGUGUUUUGAUUUCUAUGUCUAUAUUUUGAUCUAUAAGUAAAUAGUUUUCUAUCUUUGUUUUACAGUUAUAAGGCUGCAUUAGAAAUACGAAAUCAUUUUACAUCCCUCCCCCCAAUAAAUCAAUUAUUUCAACCAGCACAUUCUAUGCUUUUCCUUGCUCACUAGAUGACACAGUACUAUCCUGUAAAUAAUAAUAAUAAUAAAAAAUUCACUUUGAAAAUGUAUUUCUGCACCCCUAUUUUUUAUAUUUUUACUGAAAAUUAAAAUCUAAAAUCUAUAGAUAGAUACUAGCAAUAUGCCUGU